Molecule: messenger RNA, 2719 nt
Organism: Trematomus bernacchii (emerald rockcod)
Lineage: Eukaryota; Metazoa; Chordata; Actinopteri; Perciformes; Nototheniidae
Gene: rint1
Product: RAD50 interactor 1
Exons: 15
Coding region: 53-2431 (792 amino acids)
Biological process (GO): endoplasmic reticulum to Golgi vesicle-mediated transport; regulation of ER to Golgi vesicle-mediated transport; retrograde vesicle-mediated transport, Golgi to endoplasmic reticulum
Cellular component (GO): Dsl1/NZR complex
Source: RefSeq, a predicted model, not a curated record
CCUCCUGUACCCAACUGAACUGGCAGUCUGUUGACGACACCAGAGAGAAAAGAUGGCGGCGCCCACAACAACAGUGCAAACCAUGAACUCACUGACAGACACUUUGUUAAAGCCCGUUUACGCAAACAGCCAAGGUAUGGAUUCUGUUUCAGCAGAUUCGGGCACACUGCAGGACUAUUUAUUGGAUUUCAUGGAAAAAGAAGUCGGUAGUGACCUGAAGUCCCUGAAAAAUGUUGGCCACUUGCUGGAGAAACUGAGAGAGGAAAACAGCGUCCUGGAGGAACAGGUCCUGACAGACGCCAGCUCGGUGCCUCCUAAAGUGUCUGCAGCUCUGUCUGCUGCUGAGGAGGCCAGCUGUUCUGUGGAGGAUUUACUGCAGAGAGAGGCACUUAUCUCCAAAAGACUGCACCAGCACCUACAGGAUGCCCAGCCUUGGAUGGAUACACUUGACCAAACGCUACACAAAGUCAACACAAUAGAGAGACAUGUGAAAUACCUACGAUGCCUCCAACAUAUAGAGGAACUCAGCGCUGCAGUCCAGCAGUGUCUGAUGACCAGCAGUGUGUGGGAGGCCAUCCGGGCGGUGGACAGCAUGGCGGCUCUGGACGCUGGACUGAACCAGUCGGGAUGCUCUCACCUGCAGGGCUUCCUCCAAGAGACACUCCACUUCUGGCACAAGAUCAUCAAAGACCGACUGACCACUGAUUUUGAGAAAGUCUUAACUCAGCUUCAUUGGCCGUUCAUCGCCCCCCCCAUCCAGACCCUGACUCCCACUGCCAACGGUCAGGAGAUCAGCAGCCAGCUGGAGCUGCUCGUCUCCCAGCUGUUCGCCCUGCAGAACUCUGAUGAUCUCAUUUCCCAGAGGGCUUUGGCCUCUUGCCAGGGUGUCCCCGCGAUCCAGCCUGCUUCUUCAGCCCCCCCUCCGUCCCAGGCCCCCCCCCUCUGUCUGCCCAUCCAGAUCAUGCUGCUGCCGCUCAGCAAGAGGUUCAGAUACCACUUCUACGGCAACCGACAGACCAACACCCUCAGCAAGCCAGAGUGGUACCUCACUCAGGUUCUGAUGUGGAUCGGGAACAGCAAAACCUUCAUGGAGGAACGGAUCCAACCUAUCCUGGACCGAGCCGGAGCCACAACCAGUGCCAUGGUGGAGCUGUGUCGGGGCCUCCUCUCUCUGGUCCAGGAGAAGGUGGCCAGCGAUGCUUCCCGGCUGCUGUACGAUGACGCGCUCUUCUGCCACCUGGUGGAGGAGGUGCUGCAGUUUGAGAAGGAGCUGAGAGGAAACCACUCGUUCCCCGCCGUGCUGCCCGGCCUGCUGCACCUCCUGCUGGAAGACGCCAUCCUGCAGAAGUGGCUCACUGUGGAGAAGAAGAUGGCGGUGGAGAAGAUGGACGCCAUGCUGUCGUCAGAGGGAGCGUGGAGCUCUCAGUACAAAGACAUCAGUGAUAUGGACGAGCUGAAGGCUCCCGACUGUGCAGAGACCUUCAUGACCCUUCUGCAGGUCAUCACUGAGCGGUACCGCUCCCUGCCCUGUCCUUCUGCACAGCUCAAGUUUCUGGGGCUCCAGAGAGAGCUGGUGGACGACUUCCGCAUACGACUCACACAGGUGAUGAAGGAGGAGUCCCGCUGCCCUCUGGGGGCUCGAUACUGUGCCAUCCUUAACGCUGUGAACUACAUUUCCACCAUCUUGGGAGACUGGGGAGACAACGUGUUCUUCCUGCAGCUGCAGCAGGCGGCGGUGUCCCUCGGGGAGGAGGGGGUCCUGGGGGGUCUGGGGGUGUUGGAGGUGGGUCGCCUGGCCUCUCUGGAGGGCUCUCUGUUCGAGGGUCUGCUGGCGCUGCUGGACCGGCUGAAAGGAGACAUGAUGGGCAGACUGCUGGAGUGGACCAUGAGGGAGAUCACAGAGAAGGUCCGCCCGUACGGACAGGACCGGUGGUUGUCCCUGCCGCCCCAGCAGGACCAGUCCACCAUGACCCUGUCCAGCUCGGCCUGUCCCAUGAUGCUUUGCGUGAGGGACCGGCUGUUGAACCUCCAUCAGGUCCUGAGUUUCUCUCUGUUCCAGCUGGCCUGGCAGGGCCUGGCGGAGCGGCUGGACAAAGUUCUCUACCAGGAAGUGGUGCUGUCUAAUCACUUCAGUGAAGGGGGGGCCGCUCAGCUUCAGUUCGACAUGACCAGAAACCUAUUUCCUCUGUUUGGCCACUACUGCAAAAGACCUGAGAACUUCUUUAAGCAUGUCAAGGAGGCGUGCAUCCUGCUGAGUCUCAGUGUGGGCUCUGCCAUCCUGCUGAGGAACCUCCUGAAGGAGUCGAUGGAGGAGGAGGCUGCAGGGGACCCUCCCCCAGAGUUGGCCCUCAAUGAGCUGGGGGUCUACUGUUUGGCCCCUUGUGAUGUUUUAAUCCUCCUCAACCUCAGAGCCUCCUGGCCCGGACAGUAACAACCCCCCCGCCCCACCCGGCAAUAUUUGCUUGGCUAAUCCUUCUAAUGAAAUUAUCCUUUGUAAAGAAGACAGGAAAUAUUACUGUUCAGAUAAUAAGUUAAUACUAUACUGUUAAUACUAAAGACAUUGUAAGAGUUUAUUUGUGUUGCACUAUUCCUUGGGGACCCACAUGUCUCCUGUAACCUCAGUAUAAAAGUAUACCACCACAACAAAGUAAACAUAACAAUAGUUAUCUGUUCAAAUGAAUUGCUUAAUAAACCCUCCUGAGCUGCACAUCUCUGUCAA